This is a messenger RNA of Theobroma umbraticum, 1907 nucleotides long. RefSeq lists its product as uncharacterized. Gene Ontology annotation, molecular function: RNA binding; protein binding. Gene Ontology annotation, cellular component: SMN complex. Gene Ontology annotation, biological process: spliceosomal snRNP assembly. Lineage: Eukaryota; Viridiplantae; Streptophyta; Magnoliopsida; Malvales; Malvaceae. The record is from RefSeq and is a predicted model, not a curated record.
GGAGAUCCACAGCAGGUUUGUCCUUGCGCCUAGCCCUUUGAUUCUUCCUAGCUCUGUGCCUGACUCCGGACUCCUGUAAAACAUUUAGUUUCUUCUUAUUUUCCCUAACAUUUUCGCACCACCAUCUCACUCAGAGCCCAGGGUUAGGAGGUGUGGAUUCACGCUAUCAUAUCCCAAAUCUCACUAAUCAAAAAAUACAAGCGUCUUCCCACCUGUAUUUAAGUACCGCCAUUUGUUUUGUUUUUCUCUCUGCUACUAAUCUUCCUCUGUAUCUGUACAUUCUGAUCUCAAAAAGAAUACCCAGAAAGAAAGGAACCCAGGUUGUCUUUUUAUUCUUUGGGUUUGUGUAGAUUUGUAAGGAUUAAAGGUUGUUUUUCUCGUUUUGUUUAAAGAUCACAAAAACAAGAAGGGGAUUUGUUUUUUGUGUGUUUGAUUUGUAAGUAAAAGAACCAAAAAAUGGAUAAGAAGAGGAUUGCGGUCCCACUUGUAUGCCAUGGCCAUUCACGUCCCGUCGUGGAUCUCUUUUACAGCCCUGUUACUCCAGAUGGCUUUUUUCUCAUUAGUGCCAGCAAAGAUUCCAGUCCCAUGCUGAGGAAUGGAGAGACUGGAGAUUGGAUAGGAACGUUUGAAGGACAUAAGGGAGCGGUGUGGAGUGUUUGCUUGGAUACAAAUGCUUUACGUGCCGCUUCCGGUUCUGCUGACUUUACUGCGAAAGUAUGGGAUGCACUAACAGGUGAUGAAUUGCACUCAUUUGAGCACAAGCAUAUAGUUCGAGCCUGUGCUUUUUCAGAGGAUACACACCUUCUAUUGACUGGGGGAAUAGAGAAAGUCCUCCGUAUUUAUGAUUUGAAUCGUCCAGAUGCACCUCCAAGAGAAGUGGACAAAUCUCCUGGUUCAGUCAGAACUGUUGCAUGGAUGCAUAGUGAUCAGACAAUAUUAAGUUCUUGCACUGAUAUGGGGGCUGUCAGAUUAUGGGAUGUAAGGAGUGGUAAAAUAGUUCAAACACUAGAGACCAAGUCAUCUGUGACCAGUGCUGAAGUGAGUCAAGAUGGUCGAUAUAUCACAACUGCAGAUGGAUCUACGGUUAAGUUCUGGGAUGCAAACCACUUUGGGUUGGUAAAGAGCCACAACAUGCCAUGCACGGUUGAAUCAGCUUCACUGGAACCAAAGUAUGGAAAUAAAUUCGUUGCCGGAGGGGAAGACAUGUGGGUUCGUGUUUUUGAUUUCCACACUGGGGAUGAGAUAGCAUGCAAUAAGGGUCACCAUGGUCCUGUACAUUGUGUGCGGUUCUCACCAGGAGGGGAAUCUUAUGCCUCAGGAUCUGAGGAUGGAACCAUUAGAAUAUGGCAGACAGGCCCUUUGACUCAUGACGACGCUGAAUCGAUGGCAGCAAAUGGGUCAGUUGGAAAGGUGAAGGUAUCUGCAGAAGAGGUUUCACACAAGAUUGAGGGUUUCCACAUUGCAGAAGAGGUGAAGACCAAAGAAAAAGAAGCAGGGAAUGAGUAACGUGGGGGAUGGUUUCGAGCUGUCUCUGCAGGCAUAACCGCAUCAAGCCAAGAUCUUCUAGAUAGUUUUCUUUGUCAGAGGUAGAUAGACUAGCCUCUUUUUUUUUUUUGUAUAAUUUCUAGUCUUGGUGCAUUUAAUAUAUGUAGACUAGACCAAAAAUGUUUUGUCAAAGUUUUAGUGGCAUCUAAACUUUAUGGUGCUCUCUCUGCAUUCUGUGCGUACUGGUAUUACUACAUACUAAAGAAGGGUUCAAUCACAUAACAGUGUCACCUCUCUUUGAUGGUAAUAUUCGUACAACAGUGCAGUCUUUUUUUUUUUUUCCUUUUUUGGUUGUCUCUUCUACUUUUUAUGGAUUAUAAUUUUUUCUCUAUAAUGCUUUGAAUUUGUGUUAUUUUCUUUUA